AUGAAGCCGAUGGUGAUUCUGGACGCGAUCAAGCUCGCAGCCAUCGCCUUCCUCUCGAUGCUCCUCGGGCUGCUGCAGCCGUCGCCGUCGCCGGCCAUUGCUGGUAGCUUCGAGCCCGUCGACGACAUGUGGGCGGCCGACGACAAGUCGAAGCCUGCAUCUCCCACCAAGGCGUUUUUACAAGAGCGGUCCCAUCACGGCUCGCGGACGCCGGCCACCUUUGAGGAUCUAACCAUUGUCGAACUCCUCAAGCAGCGGGCUCGCUCGACCCCCAACAAGGUCGUCUACACAUUCCUCGACGACUAUGGCCGGGAAAGCGUCAACCUUACGUUUGGCGACCUCGACCGCGCCGCCCGCCGCGUCGCUGCUACCUUGCAGCAAGAUGCCAAUCUGAAGAAGGGCGACCGUGUCAUGCUCGCGUAUCCUCCGGGCCUGGACUUUGCCAUGGGCUUUUGGGGUUGCCUCUACGCCGGUGCGACGGCCGUGCCCGUCUACCCGCCGUACCCGGGCACGCUCACCAAGGAUCUUCCCAAGUUUAACCGCAUGGUUGUUGAUUCGGGCGCCAAGGUUAUUCUGACCAACCGCACGUAUUACAUGGCGACGCAGCUCGCGACCGCCAAGAGCUUCUUCUCUGGCUCGGUCACGUGGCCCAAGGACAUUCAGUGGUUUUCGACCGACGCCAUUGCUGAAGACAUGGACAUGUGCUAUACUGACGUCGAGUGUUCGUUUGACGACUUGGCCUUCUUCCAGUACUCGUCCGGCUCGACGUCCGAGCCCAAGGCCGUCAUGGUCUCCUACGGCAACGUCAACGCCCAGCUCAAGGUCUGGGUCGCGAUUCGCGAGACUGACACGAUGGUCUCGUGGGUUCCAUCGUACCACGACAUGGGUCUCGUCGUGUUUAUUCUCGCACCAGCCUCGACUGGUACGCACUUCGAUCCCACUUUGCACUUGGCCUUUCUGACAUUGCACUUGUCCAGGCGCUCGGUGUGUGUCGAUGUCGCCACUCUCGUUCAUCAAGGAUCCUGCUCUUUGGAUGCGUACGGCUUCCAAGUACAAGGCCACGCAGAUCUGCGCGCCCAACUUUGGCUACGCCCUGGCGGCCCGCAAGACGACCAAGGCCCAAGCAGCUGA
Messenger RNA from Saprolegnia diclina VS20, 1131 nucleotides. RefSeq lists its product as hypothetical. The coding region runs from base 1 to 1131 and encodes 376 amino acids. The transcript has 3 exons. The record is from RefSeq and is a predicted model, not a curated record. NCBI's taxonomy places the organism in Eukaryota, Oomycota, Saprolegniomycetes, Saprolegniales, Saprolegniaceae.